Messenger RNA from Archocentrus centrarchus (flier cichlid), 2497 nucleotides. Its product is annotated as SH2 domain-containing protein 4A. Bases 478 to 1503 code for a protein of 341 amino acids. The transcript has 8 exons. Lineage: Eukaryota; Metazoa; Chordata; Actinopteri; Cichliformes; Cichlidae. The record is from RefSeq and is a predicted model, not a curated record. Gene Ontology annotation, cellular component: cytoplasm.
GAGAUUAUGGAAUGUUGUGAUGUCAUCAGCUCAACCAUACACAAAGACGAGGAGGACCCACAGGCGCUGCUGUGACUCCCUCAGCUCAGUUAGCAUACUCUGCUGUGGAGCGGCUGUCUACAUCCCACUAUUGUUCCAAAGAUGACCUCCAAAGAACUCUAACAUCUUGGUGGGGAAACUGUGAGCGCAGCACAGAAACGAAACAAGAUUUUUGUGUGCUUGUUUGUGUAUGAGAGAGAGAUGUGUGAGAUUGUACUGUAUAUACAAAAGUACAUGUAGAAAGACCAAGCACCUUAAUUCAUGAGUUCAAGAGUUACUUUAGGGACAAAGAAGAAACUACAAAAGUCUUCUGCUGACAUGAGACUAUAAGCCAUUCUUAUAAACUCUACGCUUCAAGAAGCUGCCAAAAAGACAGCACCUCUUGCCUUCAACUGCUUGCCGAGCGGUACCAGGUUAGCCCACCAUUCAGCCGCCAACAUGCUGCAGCAGAUUUUAAAGGACAUGUACAUCGACCCCGAUGUGCUGGAAGCUCUUAAUGAAGAGCAGAAAAAGACACUCUUCCUGAAAAUGCGCGAAGAACAGGUGCGGCGCUGGAAAGAGCGGGAGGAGAAACUGGAGAGAGAAGGGGAGGAUGCAGAGUCCAAGCGAGCAAAGCCGAGAAAAGCCAACGAUAAGAGUGUCAGCUGGCAGCUCGGCAGGGACGGAGACGUUGCGGUUAUUGUGAUCGGGGAGGUGGAUGAGCUGAGCUCCAAAUUCAUCUGCUCGGGAUUUGGGGAGAAGAAAACGCCAAGCCUGCAGAACACGUGCCUUCAAACUAUAUUGAAGAGCAGAAAAAACACAGAACCUGUCAGGACUGAGAGACAGAACCUCCCCACUAGAACGCAACCGGGCAUCUCACUGAAUCUAAAGCAGGGAAAAUGUGAGGAGAGGAGCACUUUACUCCCUCUGCCGGUGUCAGUGAGCGAGCAUUCAACGCUUCCAGCAACUGAAAAGCCCGAGUUGAAGUCAGCCAAUGCAACUGAGGAGAAGUCACUUCCCCAGCUCUCCAUCUGCUCCAGGCCUCCCAUGAGAGCUAGCCCUGUCAACACGAGACUGGCUUCUGGAAAUGCGGCACCAGGCUAUGUCAACACGAGACCUGGCCCCACAAAUCUGAGGCUGGCUACUGCCGUGCCAUCCUCUUCUCCCAGCAGCGCUGUCAAAAUAGACUCUGGCACGACGUCACCAACCAAAGGGAGCCUGCACUCAAAGGAACCUCAGAACCCGCAAGGAUCACUGGGUGGUAAAGAUAUUGGCGAAAAGCUUCAAAAGGCUGCCUCAGAGGAGCCGAGGAAAUCAGGGAGUGCACCAAUCUGUGCAGGGCGUGGCCGCGUGGCUCAGCUGACGAAAACCUUCAGUACCGAUCAAACUGCAAACCCCAUGCAGACCACUUCCCGUGGGUUCAAGCCACCUCUUCCCACAAAACCUAGCCACUUGCGUCAAACGAGCACACCUACUGUCAGGUAAUCCUUACACUGGUGAACAGACACCCACCCACCCAGCUUCAUGCAUCCCUGUGAUUCAGAUCACCUACUGUGAUGCCUCAUUCAGAGGCUUAAUGGGAUGGACUCCAAAGGUGGUUCAGAAGUGGUAAUGUUCACAUUGUUGCGAUCACUCUGAAAGCGCAGUGAUGGAAAUGCUUGAAUGUAAUGUUUUUCUUUUAGUUUUUUUUUUUGAUGCUGCAGUACUGUAAACACUUUUGAAGGCAAAAAAAAAAAAUUUCCAAAGAAGUUGAUUGCAUUUGAAAGUUUUUAAACAUCUUGGCAGGAAAAUGAUGACACACAUUUUUCACAUGAAUUUACUUAUCAAUGUUUUUCACUCCAUAUAAGCAUGGAAAAAUGCACCAUUUUUCUAAAGCACAGUUUUUACCCUAAUUCACAAAGUCUGUGCACACAAUAUUUACUUACAAGUUGCCUUUUCUUUUGAUUACUUAUAAGACGGUUUACAUUAGCUGGUGUGCACACAGGCCUGGUUCUAUUUUUCCUCCUUAUUUCUGUCUUCUUGAACAAAAGAAUGGGCAUUGGGGGAAGGGGGGGGGCAUAAGGGUGUGAAAGAAGGCACAGUAAGGGCCUCCUUUAUCUUGCUGUCUCCUCCCUGGGAAUAGUGUAGAGUUGUUUAUUUGUCAUAAUGCAAUGUAUGUCUCCCUCUGCCACCUGGCAGGAAGCUCACUGCGACCUGUUGUGGACCAAUGACAGUGCCAAAUGCACUUAUCUGUCACUCCCAGUGGAUCAAAUCCUGGCAAGUUAGACAGUUGCUGCCAAAUAAUCCAGCUUUUCAUUCUUUUUUUUUUCUUUUUUUUUAAGUCAUGUUUUUAAGAUGUGUGGAUGUACUUUUUUUUUGGUUGUUGUUUUUUGAAUUUUUCUAUAUGGAGAAUGAAACUUUGUAACGGGAUGUUUCUGAAAUGUUCACCUAUAAAAUGAGUACCAUCUUUUUCAUUUUUUUUUUAUGUCAAGGUUGUCUG